Messenger RNA from Coccinella septempunctata (seven-spotted ladybird), 6838 nucleotides. RefSeq lists its product as uncharacterized. Gene Ontology annotation, molecular function: protein-containing complex binding. NCBI's taxonomy places the organism in Eukaryota, Metazoa, Arthropoda, Insecta, Coleoptera, Coccinellidae. The transcript has 23 exons. Bases 127 to 6435 code for a protein of 2102 amino acids. The record is from RefSeq and is a predicted model, not a curated record.
AGCAAUCUUGUGGGAAUUGGGAAUGUUUUUUUUCGACGUAAUGCUCUCCUAUUUCAUUAAUCGAAAUGUCAAUGCUGACACUCAACUUCAUAUGUUAAAAUUUGAGAACAAAAUAAUAAGGAAAUUAUGCAAUUUUGGGAUACUCUAAGGUCUAAAGUGAUCAAAACCCCUGAUAAGUCUGUUCGAAUAAAAGAUGAGAACGCUGCUAGAGCAACUAACCCACAUAUAUCGCCAGAAAAUGUGAAGCAGAUAGAAAUUGAUCAGAGGUCUACUAUCGAUGAAGAAGCAGCAGAAUGGGUUAAUGAAAGUGAACAUCCAGAGAAAAAAAUAUACUCAGUAGAUUCAGAAGAUCCGAGAAACGUUAAAAUUCUAUAUACCACUAAAAAACUUCACUGGACGAACGUCCUAUCCAAUAUUAUAUUAAUAGCUGACAUUCAUCUCUGGAGACUGACUUUGCUUUGCUUCAUCUACACCGAUUACGUGGUUAAGAUGUAUCAGAUAUGCUUCAUCAAGAGACAUCACCUUGACGCAGUAUUCUACAUAGAGGUCAUCACGGAUCUCUUGUUUUUCUUGAACUAUGUCUGCCUGCUAACGAUGUUUUUUUGGAAGAGACUUCAAUUACUGGUCCGACAGAAGAGGAGUAUUUACAAACUUGUUUUUGAUGGAUUCCUCCUUUUGCCUUACCAUAUUUUCUACUACAUUGCUACACGAGAGGAAAAAGUGUCCUCUGCUUAUGCUGGCUUGGCAGCGAUAUCCUUCUUACGUCUUUACUACUUCGAGGAAUAUUUUAAUGAAAAGGGUAAAGAAGCCGGACUAAAACACUGGAAUUACUUUGUGGCGAAAUAUAUACUCCAUCUAUUCUGGUUUACGCACACUAUCGCAUGCAUUUUAUAUUUACUGGCCUGCCCAUUUGAAUGCGAACAACCUACUGGUUGGGGUUAUGUCAUAAAAACUAAAGAACCUACGAUUGUGUGGUAUAUAUAUGCUUCCUAUAUGGCGUUCAUGAAUUUGUCCAACAGUGGAUUCAGUGAAUUCAUUGCUACGAAUCACAAGGAGCGGAUAGUGAUAUCCAUAACGAUGUAUUGCGGAUUUGCCAUAACUACGCUGAUCCUUAUAGGAGCCCUGAGUUCAGAUAUGGUCAUCAAACUUUUCCGUCUAGCGAAUAUCAGGAUUCAGUUGAAUGCUAUCAAGAAACAUUUGAAAAUGAUAGGAAUGGACGAAUAUGAGAGCAAUCAGAUCAUGAGCUAUUAUCGGCUGUUCUGGAACAAGAAGAAAGGCGUGAAAGAAGCUAGUGCCAUCAACUUGUUACCACUUCCUUUGAAAAUGGAGAUAUCUUUCGAUAUUAAUUACUAUUUACUUCAGUGUUCGAUGUUGUUCCGGGACAAACCAGAGCCGUUCUUGAGAACACUCUCUCUAAACAUGAAGCACGAAUUUUUCCAACCAGGAGAGAUAAUAUUUAAAUGCAACGUUAUCAAAUAUAAAAUGAUAUGCGUUGCUUCUGGUAUUGUUGAAGUACUUUCGGAUGAAGAUUAUGAGAGUCCAAUUAUAUCGUUUGGUAAAGGGACAGUGCUUGGAGAAGCUGCCCUUAUCCUGACUUUGCCCGCGAAAACCACAGUUCGUGCUGCGAAUUAUUGCGAGUUGCAGGUUCUCUACAAAGUCGAUUUCGUUCAAAUCAUCAAGCUCUUUCCCGAUAUCUACCUGCAGCUACGUGAAGCCAUACUCACAAGGAUAGAUUAUUUUAGACAUGAUGAAUACAUGAUAGAAUUCGAGUCAAAGUUCACGACACUCAAUCUAUAUGUAUCCCAGAAAAUGAAUUUAUCUGCCAUCAAGAGGGUGAAGAAGAGACUAUUAGGAGAACACUUCGAAGAUAUGAUACCAGAAAGCCACCAGGCAUGUGAUCUUUAUAAAUACGCAGAAAACGUGAAGAAGAAGAAAGGAAGAUACAUCGCUCUGACUAGCAGAUUCCCUUGGAUUUUAUCACCAAAUUCGUCAUUUUUGAGGGUUUGGGAGUUCAUGAUCUUGCUGGACGUUCUUACUAUUGCUUUCUUGUAUCCUUACUUCAUCUCAUAUCACAGAGGAUUUCCUUAUGCGAUCGCUAAUGCCGCCAUUAUUCUUGAACUCUGCUAUCCCGUCGAUAUAUACAUUAUUUUGACGACAGCUAUCGAAGGCAAGGAUUUUAUCAUCAAAACAUUUACGCAGUUACUUCAUUACCAUCUGAGAUCUUUCAGAUUCCAUUUGGAAAUUUUAUCUACUCUUCCAAUCGAAUAUUUCUUCUUCAGAAGCAGCAACCACGUGUUUUAUACCAUGAAAUUAAAUCGUCUGAUCAAAUGCUACAGAAUAUACACUUUCUUCAAGAAAACUGAGACUCAGUUCUUAGUUUCCAAUAUCCUUGCUUUGAGACUGAUAAAAUAUGCUAUUUUCAUAAUUCUCGUCAAUUAUUGGUAUGGUAUUCUACUUUAUUCCAGUACUUGUUUCUCACCUUUAUGUUUGAGUGAUGGCUGGUACAGACAGCACUUGAUCAAGGACCAGAAAUUGAAAUUAUCAAGUCCAUGUACCAGUUAUCCGACUCUAAUGUCUACAUAUUUUGGACUCACAGUCUUAUCUACGUUGGGCUACGAUGACAUCAUACCAGGAAAUAUUCAAGAUAUGAUAUUAAUGAUCGUGGGUGUUAUAUGUGGUAUUUUUCUCUUUGGAUUUUGUACUUCUGAGCUGUCGGCCACAAUAACUUACAACAUUCAGAUGAAGAUCAAUUUCCAGUCCCAAAUGUUCGCGGUUGAAAAAUUCCUCAUUGAUAAUAAGAUGAGACUUUCCAUCCGAUCCAGGGUAAUGAAAUUUUUCGAGUUGCAAUGGUAUUAUAAUAAAGGAGUUUACUUCUGGAAAAAUUCACUUCUUUACAAUGCAACUACGAAGAUUCAGAGACAAGUCACAUUCAAGGAACGACUGGAAAUCAUCUCCAAUUUAGAAUUCUUCAAAGAAGCGGAUGAAGAGUUCGUAGAAUUGAUAGCUACCGAUUCAAGAACCAUAAUUCUACCACCCGGAGAAAUAAUUACAUAUGCUGGAGGAUCUAGCAGAGAUAUGUAUAUAAUUCAGAGGGGAUUCUGCAACAAGGAAACUGAGCCAGGAAGUAAUGAAACACUGGGACCCGGCACCCAAUUUGGAACAAGAAAUAUUCUUCUGGGAUGGCCUAAUCUCUAUAAAAUAACGACGAUAACCCACGUGAAGCUGAUAGCAAUAAGCGAUUCUCUCUAUAAUUCUGCCAUAUCUUUAUUUCCUAAGCAGAACGCCCUAAUUCAGAAGGCUGUUCCUCCGGAAAGUCUGGGUUUUCUCGAUGAAUGUAAGGCCAAUUGGGCCAGAUGGGACUACAAGACUUCUCCUAUGAGUGAAUCGAAAAUAAGGAAGGAAAGGCUGAAUUUCAAGGAAUGGUUCGAAAAAGCAGUAGCGGAAUCCUUCAUCUACGUUCCUGAUUACUGCUACACACACGAAGAAGAUUACGAACAGCCUUUCGAAGAGCUCGGUUUCUUCUACAGAAUAAAAUAUGUUUUAUUGCCUGUUUGCAUUCUGCCUCAGGGAUGGUUUCUAAAAAUUUGGAUUGGAAUCAGGAUCACAACGUCCAUUCUAUACGCACUCUUGAUUCCGUUUCAACUGAUACAAGCUCCAUAUAUUCCCGAAUUGGAUCCACUAAUGCUCAUCCUAGACAUUAUAGCUUAUAUAGACUUAUACCUGAUGCUUCUGGUUGGUUUUUACGGUGAUGUGAAUCAACUGGUCAUCCACCCAUGCAAAACGUCAGCCCACUAUCUGAAAGGUUCGUUCAUUAUCGAUGUCAUCAUAUGCUUCCCAUGGGAAUUGAUUAUAAAAUUCUUGGUCCCCGAGCAUAAUGAAGGGCAUUCGGAUUUUGGACACAAGAUGAGUCCACAUUGGAUGCACUGUAGUGUUCGAUUGGUCAAGAUAUUCCAAGCAUAUAGACUUCCCAGUGUUUUCAAUCACCUCGAAAUGAAUAUCAGAACGAAGGGAUUAUACUUGCAAGUGCUCAAAUUCGUUCCCUUCACAAUAAUAUUUUUGAACGUUUGUGCGGCUAUCAUAAUGAUUACCAGCUGCAAAUAUUAUCAUAUAACAGAAUUGGAUCCAAAAUUCAUUGUUGGCUCGAUUGCUACUCCUCCCGGUAUGGGAAGCAAACAAAUUAGAGAAUACACGAUGUUUUGCAAGAGAGAUUGUUGGAUAGAAAGAUCCACCUUUCAACAAUAUCAUACGCCGCAGUCUAUAUACAUGUUGGCGAUUUACUGGACAACUUCUACUUUAGUUGGUGCCGGUUUUGGCGAUUUGACCGCACAAGAUAUAGAUCAUCUCAUUAUCAUAUCUAUAAUGACUAUGUGUGGGGUGUUCUUUUUCGGAUAUGUUUUCGCCUACAUUUCGAGUUACACAUCCGAUUUACAAAGCGUUUUUUCAAUAUAUCAAGGAAUGGUGACCGAAAUGAAGAGAUACUUCCAGAUAGAAUCCACAUCGAAAAUGGUCAGAGAGAUUAGCUUGGCGAAUGCUUCGUAUAGAUGGAACAGAAGUGAAGGAAUGGAGCCCAAUAAAAUCCUUUCGAUAUUGCAUCCAGCUCUACACGAAGAUUGUGUGCUACAGUUAUACGAAAACACUUUGAAAGAAAUACCCUUAUUUGAAGGGGUGGAUAGAACUUUUUUCCGUAUAGUCGGAAAGUCUUUGAGAGAAAGAUAUUAUAUCAGAGGAUCCUACAUAUUCAGAGAAGAUGAUGUUAUAGAUACGAUUUACAUUGUUCAUAGAGGAAAGCUCGAAAUAAAAUUUUAUCAUAAUUUUUAUGAAGAAAUGGUUACUUCCAUCGGUGUUGGUGGAAUGCUAGGAAAUAUUGGAAACCAUUUGAAAUCAAGAAUGCUUUCAACGGCUAUAGCUCUAACGAACAUGGACACUUUAUACAUGAAGACUGAAGACUUCUAUCGCAUUUUGAACAAAUAUCCCGAAGUCAAAAAUAAGAUUGCCUUGUCGUUCGCUAGGGAAGAACACAAGGAUUUUUGCAUACCCAUAACGAUGAUUGAUGAAGAAUCCGAUUCCCUUCCGGAAGUAGCUUCUGAAACCUCCGUAGAUCCCGACGAUGAAUCCCUGAAACCUGUUCCUUCAUUCGAAACCUCCCUGUCCGGAUCCAUUAAAUAUAGACGUAAAACGAAGGCCAGCAAAGAUCUUAGACUUGAAGGAGGACUCAAGGUUGUGAGAACGGAGCUCAUGACACUUCUUUUCGUAUUCACACCCAAACGAUGGUUCAAUAUGGUGAUACUUCCAGAAUCUAAAGUUUUAUAUGCGUUAGUACUAAUUUGUGUUAUUUGUGGAUAUGUUAAUGCCAUAUUGGUAACUUAUCAGUUCGCCUUUCAAGAUUUCAAUUUUUGGUGCAUUUUAAUCAUGGUCCUUUUCGAUGUGGUUCACCUUUGGAAUACAUUCAUGGAGCUUCACACGGCAUAUUUGAAUCGUUUCAGUGAUUACGUAACAGAUAACAAAAGGAUUAAGAGGAAAUAUUUCUCGAGAAGGAAAAAGAGGAUAGUCGACUUCAUAGCAAACACACCUUUUCCAUAUGCAGUAUUUCUUUUACCUGUUAUAUUCGGAGUAGAACCAUAUACUGCUUUCUCUUUCUUGAAAUUAUUCACCCUUUUGAGAAUUUGGGACGUCAAGGAAUUUUUCAAUUCGAGAUGGACAAACCUGAUGGUGGAUCGCUUGGUACUCAAGCUUUUCUCCGUUUUCAUUUGGAUAACCUUGAUGAUUCAUGUAUUCUCCUGUGUCUGGUAUAUGUUUGCAUGCCCAAUCUUUAUUUGCUACACGAAUUCUUGGGUGAGGAUUUUCUACGAGCGACCUCGGUCUCAGUUCGAGAUAUAUGUCAUCUGUGUUUAUUUCAUAUUAGGAGUUUCAACUAAUACUGGAAUUGGAGACAUAUUACCAGGAAGAUAUAUUGAGAUAAUUUUUCUGAUAAUAUUGAUGUUAACAGCUAAGUUCAUGAUAGGUAUAUUUAUUGGUAUAGCGGCCAAUAUCGUAAGUUUACAUUCAUCCUUUCUGACCAGAUAUGAAGAGAGAAUUUAUGAAUUGAGGGACUAUCUACUCAACGAAAAUGUGAGCGAUCACCAAAUGGAGAAGAUGUGGAAUUAUGUCAAACAGUUGUGGACUAAAAGGAAUGGCAGACAGAUGCCAAGAAUCAUAACUGAUACAAUGGCCUAUACGAACCAGUGUGCUUUGAAAUACGAUGUCUAUGGGGAGGAAUUACGAAAUUCGUAUCUUUUCCACGAUUUGCAAGAGCCAUUUCUAAGACAACUCUCCAAUAAUAUUAUGCCGGUUAUGUUUUUUCCGGGUAAUUACAUUGUGCAGCAUGGGGAUUCAGAUCAAUCCAUGUAUUUCGUUCAUCGUGGUCAGAGGAAGGGAAAGAGAAAUGGCCCUGUUUAGAACAUCCCUGAAAAUUCAAUUGAUUACAUUAUCGAAAUUAUUAUUGAAGAUGUGGGAGAUGAAGUUUUUACAAAAUCUGAAGGGGUAACAAGAAUGGAUAGAUGGAGGAAUUAUGAUGUUAGGGGUGACUUGUUGUUGGAGGAUUAUAUUGGAGAAAGGCAAUACGAUGAUGGGGGCAUUUUUAGCGAAUGGAAGAAGAAAGACCAGCAACACACAUAUGGGAGGCGAAAGUCGACAAUAAAAGGAGAAGAGGGAGUCUGAGACAAAGUUGGGAUUAAAUGGUUGAAAAGGAGAUUGAAAGAAGAGGAAAGAGAGUCGCAGAGGCCAAGGCGUUGGCAAAGGAAAAGUGGAAACAAUUUAUCAUGUUCCAGUUGUUUGUCCUAUUCAAGUAUGCAUGAAUAAU